AUGAAGCAACAACUCCAAGAUCAAUUAGUCGAGCUGCGACUAUGUCUCGAAGCGCUGCCAACGCACAUCCCUGUUCCACUAGCAGCAGAAUCCAGGUACAAAUUCUCCGACUUCAGCACGGAUGCCGAAUGGGCUGCAGACAUUGGCGAGGCUGGUGCUCGAGGACCCGAAAUAGAGGCCGUCGUAGAUGUUUUGGAAACAUGGAUUGAAAAAUGUUCAGGUGACAUCAUCCUUGAGAAGUGGGUGCACGACAUCCUCGAAGCUGCACAAGGUGCCAUUCUCGUGGCAGGAAAAGAUGUGAAUUAG
Messenger RNA from Suillus fuscotomentosus, 306 nucleotides. RefSeq lists its product as uncharacterized. NCBI's taxonomy places the organism in Eukaryota, Fungi, Basidiomycota, Agaricomycetes, Boletales, Suillaceae. The transcript is spliced from 2 exons. Bases 1 to 306 code for a protein of 101 amino acids. The record is from RefSeq and is a predicted model, not a curated record.